UCUGCGGUGAUGUGAAACCGGAGGUCAUCAAUGCGAUCCAUCGGUUGCCAUUAGCUGUCAUCUUCACAUCUUUGUAUUUCUUUUUGAUUGUUCUGUGUGAAUAUUCCUCCUUCGUCGGUUAAAUCUCACUAACUGCGCAAUCUAUUUGUGGAAGGCUUCUAAAAUUCACAUUUCCAUUAGCUUCUUCAAUUCUCUGUUAGGGUUUCCGUUUCAUGUGAUCUCAAUUUCCAAUUUCGAUUCAAUUUUGUGUAGAACUAGGUUUCCUAAUAUUUAGGGGAUAAUUUUUUGAGUUGUUGAGUAGAGAUGUUCUAUGGAUCGGUGGUGUGGGAUCCUUGGCUCAUUGUUGCACAAAUCGUGUGCCUUCAGUGCCUCUACUACUUGAUUCUGGGGAUAUUCAUGGGCGUUCUAGUCGGAACUCGAGUCUCCCGAAUGAGCCUUGUUUAUUUCUUUGAUUACGCCAGUAUUACUGCCGCCACUGUCACCGGGUGGUGUGUCAUUGCUUCGUUUAUUCUAAGCUCAAUUGUGGGGGCUGGCUUCUUAGUCUAUCUGAUUGAGAGAGCAAAGAAGUGCUUGGAUUUUUCUGCCACCUUAUACAUCCUUCAUCUUUUUAUAUGCAUUGUGUAUGGAGGUUGGCCUUCCUCAUUAGCAUGGUGGGUUGUGAAUGUUACUGGGUUUGCAAUAAUGGCCUUGUUAGGUGAAUACCUGUGCAUAAAGCGUGAAUUGCGAGAAAUUCCAAUAGCAAGAUACCGUCCAAAUGUUUGAUUCCAUAGGUGUUGACUCACAGGCAAUGAACAAAUUACGUGUUUAGUUUGUGCUGGCAGCUUUUGUUUCCAAUGGAGAUGAUCCUGCAUGAAGCUUGUGAAAUGUUUUGCAGCUUUUGUACAUGAUAUGUUUUCCACACUGGAAGGCUGUGUCAAAGCAUAACACACACACUUGGUUAAAGACAAGGAAAAAGAAAGUGCGUGACGAAGUAGAACUUAGACAUUUGAUGAAUACAGUUAGAGAAUGUUGGGAAAGGGUGGAUAGAUUUCAAGUACUUAACGAUUUUUUUGAUGCCUUGCUGCAAGUUGGAGUUAUGUGUUGUAAACUCAAAUUGGCAAUUGCCCUUUGCUCAGAAUUACAUAUUACUUUCAUUGUCAACAGUUA
Messenger RNA from Ipomoea nil (Japanese morning glory), 1146 nucleotides. RefSeq names its product protein SYS1 homolog. NCBI's taxonomy places the organism in Eukaryota, Viridiplantae, Streptophyta, Magnoliopsida, Solanales, Convolvulaceae. Bases 304 to 762 code for a protein of 152 amino acids. The record is from RefSeq and is a predicted model, not a curated record. The transcript has 3 exons. Gene Ontology annotation, cellular component: trans-Golgi network; Golgi membrane. Gene Ontology annotation, biological process: protein localization to Golgi apparatus; Golgi to endosome transport; Golgi to plasma membrane protein transport.